ACUCAUUAUCAGGUCCAUAGUCUGACUGCGAGGAGUCUGACCAAAGAGUUUCGUCAGAUGUCUCAACUAAACCUUCCCAGAACUCAACGAAACCGAAUGGAUAUGAAUGGUCACCAAAAUGGUCGACCCGUUAGUCUUAUUGAGAGCGAAUCGAGUAGUACUUCCAAUCCGUGCAGUCCUACUAACGAAGGAUACGCUUCCGAUGAGAGCAGCACCAGUAGUGUUCGUCCAUCAAUACUGAAACGGGCCUCUUAUUGGCAAAAACGCUGCGAACAGGGAUUGAUAUCCGACUGCUCUGUCAGUGAAGACUUUCCUCCGAUGGAAAUGUUUGCCAAAAAUGACUGA
Messenger RNA from Oppiella nova, 345 nucleotides. The record is from the annotation of a GenBank genome assembly. NCBI's taxonomy places the organism in Eukaryota, Metazoa, Arthropoda, Arachnida, Sarcoptiformes, Oppiidae.